AGGACAAGCAUAUCUACGCUGAACAGGGCCUGCAGGAUGGUGUAGUCCUCCCCCCUCGCCGGCGGCCUGAACACAUCUUGGAAGCACGACGACGAUGACGAUCGGGAAGAACAUGAGCAAGAGGUGCACGGAUUGCAGUGACGUAGUAGGCGGGCUUAAGGAAGCCGAGCACCUCCAGCUCGACGACGUUCAUGACGAGGAGGUAGACGGUAAGGACGAUGGAAGAAGUAAAAGAAGGCCAUGAGCAGCACCAGCUCCGCGCCAUUGUUGGUGUCGUAGAUGGCGGUGGGAGCGUGGGGCCAGUAGGAUUGGGAGUCUAAGAGGGGUUCCCUACUUCUAGCAAGGAUGGGGUGUGUUUAGGAGAUUUGUAAAAAUAGGGACCCUGUUUGGGGAGCUGUUGGAGGUUAAAAUCUCUAAAUUUACCUAUAGGGAGCAUAAUAGGGUGUCUCUUGGAGAUGCUCUACUUGUUCUUUUAACAAACUGAUAGGAGAGCUGCCAACUAUAUUAAUAAAGCAGGAGAAAACAAGAAAAAGGAAAAGAAAGAUACAACCGCCACACUCAAAUAGGAGAACUCUACGCAGAUUGCACUAGGUACCUUACAAUCUAACACAACUGGCACGAUGCCGAAGCACUAGUCAGCACUAUCCUGCACAAAGCAUACGACAACGCACUCCACCAAAUGACACACUGAGGCUUCAAAAUCGGAUACGAGCUAGACAUUGUGGCGGAUCACCAAUGCACAAAGCUUAGAGAGAAGAAUGGAAGCAACGGCAUGAUGAACCACAAGCAUCACUACAGACAAAAAGCCACAUCAUGCACACACUGCUAGGACCUCUGACCAUCGACCACAUAAUGGGAUAGGCGAAGGGCAGCCACCACCACCAGACGAAAGCUCUAACUUCACCGAGUGGUGUCGUAAUCGCCGCCUCCUUGCGUGGAUCUAGGGUAGCUGCUGCUCGGAUCGACGUCAAUGUGCACGGGAACGGUCAGCAGCUAUGAUGUCGAAGAAAAGGGACAGGGGAAGGAGAGACAGAAGGGUUGCGAACGGUUGCUGGCUUUGGCGCCGCCGCUGGCGGCUGUGGCCGGUGAAGGCCUGCGAUUGGGAUUUUUGGGUGAGCGGCCGAGUUGCCCACCUUGAGAACGACUUCUUACUACUUGUGAAAUGGGCAAAAACAUGAUUAGGGCUACGAAGGACUGUUGCUUUUGUAGUUAGUAUCAGAACUGAUCAUAAGCUUCCAAAGGAAACAUGGCAGAAUUAAAGGUUGCAAGUCUCGAUGCCCAAACGACAAAGAUCAGAAAUGUCCCUAUUGCUGUGACACCAGAAGGAUUCUGGUGUUGCCCGUCCCAGGCCGUGCUCCAGAAGACGGUAAAGAACCAAAACCAGCAGGCAAAACGCAAAGGGGGUGCCUCCCCUCCUGCAUCAAAGGCCUCAUCAGUUCAAAGGGCACCGACAAUCUCAUCAGAGAGAAGAACACAUUCAACUCCAACAAGGUCUAAAAUCAACUCAGAGGAGCAGAGAUGCUUAUUGGCCGACAAUGCCACUGCUAAUCCACCAAAGGCAGCAAAUGAAAGACCACCAAAGCAACAUAAGAUAUCUGUUGGAUUUGGCCAGCUUGAAUUGAGUGACUUGAAGGUUUUGCUGUAUGGAAAGGAUGGGGUUGCUGUAAAGAUGAGCGUCCACAAGAAUGUCCUAGCUGAAAACAGUACCUUCUUUGCUGAUAAGCUCUCAAGGCAAUCUUCAAUAUCGAGUAUAGAGGUGCCUGAUUGCGAGGAUGUGGAGAUUUAUGUUGAGACUGUUGGGUUGAUGUACUGCAGUGAUGUCAAGCAGAGGCUGAUCAAGCAGAGUGUUCCACAUGUUCUUCGGAUCUUGAAGGUUGCAGAAUCGUUAGGUUUCCGAGCAUGUGUCAUCUCAUGCUUAGAUUACUUGGAGGCGGUCCCUUGGGUCGGGGAAGAAGAAGAGAAUGUGGUCUCAUCUGUUCGGAACCUGCAGAGUGAGAAUUAUGGUGUUAGCCCUGUACUGAAGAGGAUAGUGUCUGAUCUAACGAUCCCACCAAAUGACACAUUUUCACAUAUCAUUGAAUUAGUUUUGAAAAGCAAUGAGGACAGAGGGCGGCGUGAGGUGCAGUCCUUGGUGCUGAAGCUUCUGAAGGAGAAUAGCACUACCUGUACCGGUGGAUCUUCUGACUUAUGUGCUGAUACUCUCUACAGAUCAUGUCAGAACUGCCUGGAGUCCUUGUUGGCCUUGUUACGGCAAGCAUCUGACAGUGAUUUUGCCGAGCAAGCUCUGGAUAUUAAAGAACCGGUUUUUCGACAAAUUGCUCUAGAAGCAGAAAAUCUCCUUUGGUUAGCUGAGAUUUUAGCUGACAGGAAUGCUGCCGAUGAGUUCGCGGUUAUGUGGGCUAACCAAUGUGAGCUGGCUGGGUUGCAUUCCAAGUUACCAGUCAAGUCGCGCCACCUUGUCAGUUGUGUCACGGCAAGGCUCUUUGUGGCAGUUGGGAAAGGAGAGUUGCUUCCUUCAAAGGACACGCGGCAACUUCUCUUGGAUGUCUGGCUGCAGCCUCUCAUGGAUGACUAUAACUGGUUGCAGCACGGUUGCAGAUCAUUCGACCGUAAAGUGGUGGAGGAAGGAAUCGGGCGUACCAUCUUGACGCUCCCGCUGGAGGAUCAGCAGACGAUACUGCUCUCGUGGCUCGGGAGGUUCUUGAAGGUUGGGGACAGCUGCCCCAAUCUCCAGAAGGCCUUUGAGGUUUGGUGGAGGAGGACUUUCAUAAGGCCUUAUGCUGGGCCACAAGGGAAUCAAUCGCAAUCGGGUGCAAGAAAAUAGACGUGUUUCCUAAUCUAGUAUAUUGCUCAGGGAAAUGGAUUGGUAAUCUCUUGCAUGGUAGGCUGUUUGGGAGAUCCCCAGGACGUGGAGACAAAAUGGGAUUGUAGAUUAGUACUUUGACCUGAGGCUUGAGAAUAUGUGUGCAUUGUGCUUGUGAUGCUUCAUAUGUAUGUGAAGCUCUCUGAAUUCUGGGUACAAAAUUUGUCCUCGGAUCUGUUUGCAGCACUGUACUGAGUGUUACAACGUUGUGCGAUAUAAGUAUCACUGUAGACUGUACUGAUAUGUAGAAUCUCAAUGCUUUGGUUGUGAUGAAAUUGUAAAGAAUUUUCUGAGA
Messenger RNA from Phragmites australis (common reed), 3158 nucleotides. Its product is annotated as BTB/POZ domain-containing protein At3g50780-like. The transcript has 3 exons. The record is from RefSeq and is a predicted model, not a curated record. Lineage: Eukaryota; Viridiplantae; Streptophyta; Magnoliopsida; Poales; Poaceae. Gene Ontology annotation, molecular function: protein binding. Bases 1247 to 2824 code for a protein of 525 amino acids.